This is a messenger RNA of Brachypodium distachyon (stiff brome), 902 nucleotides long. Its product is annotated as ubiquitin-conjugating enzyme E2 variant 1C. The transcript is spliced from 4 exons. The coding region runs from base 148 to 594 and encodes 148 amino acids. Gene Ontology annotation, biological process: protein K63-linked ubiquitination; DNA damage tolerance. NCBI's taxonomy places the organism in Eukaryota, Viridiplantae, Streptophyta, Magnoliopsida, Poales, Poaceae. The record is from RefSeq and is a predicted model, not a curated record. Gene Ontology annotation, cellular component: nucleus.
GCAACGAGGGGACACGGAAGAAUCUUCUUCGCGUUGAGCCGCCGCAGACCCUCCCUUUCCCCUCGCGCAGGCGAUCCCUCAUAUCCCCUCCCCCCCCUCUCUCUGUCCCCUCGAGAUCGAAUCCGCCCAACCGCUGAUCGAUCGACGAUGACGCUGGGCAGCUCCGGCGCCGGAUCGAGCGUUGUCGUUCCUAGGAACUUCAGGCUGCUAGAAGAGCUUGAGCGUGGGGAGAAGGGCAUUGGAGAUGGAACAGUCAGCUAUGGAAUGGAUGAUGCAGAUGACAUAUACAUGCGGUCAUGGACUGGCACCAUUAUUGGUCCACACAAUACUGUCCAUGAGGGUCGCAUCUACCAGCUGAAGCUGUUCUGUGACAAGGACUACCCCGAGAAGGCACCAUCUGUUAGAUUUCAUUCGAGAAUCAACAUGACAUGUGUUAAUCACGAGACUGGAGCGGUUGACCCGAAGAAGUUCGGUGUGCUAGCAAACUGGCAGCGCGAUUACACAAUGGAACAUGUCUUAAGCCAGCUGAAGAAAGAUAUGUCAGCCCAGCAGAACCGCAAGUUGGUGCAGCCCCCUGAAGGGACGUUCUUCUAGCCAAGUGCUCUCUGGCCCAUCUCCAGUUUCAACAGCAGCGAUCUAUAUCAUCCCGUGGGACUUAAAUUCUAGAGUCAGCAUCUGAUGCCUGCAGAUCUUUUCCCAGUUUUAUGUGCAAUUCCCUUGCUAUCUGUGAAAAUUGUGAUCGGCCGACUGCGUUUCUUGCAAUCGGACUGCUGUUGGCCGUUAUGGAGAUGGAUUGAAACAUGUGCUAGUUUGGCAUUAAGGUGUGUAACCCAAGAAACUACCUUCGUCAAGGAAAUAUAAUAUGUGUGUGCUGAAGUAUGAUCUUAUUCUUUUUCCGUGAA